UCCACAGAAAAACAGAAGAGAAGAAAGUCAAAGUCAAAUGGGAGGUGGCUAAGCCUAGCCUUCAAUGUUUCUGUGUACUCUGCAAAUACAUAGAUUCAUUCUCUUCCCUCAAACCCUUUCAAUCCCUUUCUCUCUCAUAUCUCCUCAAAAAUGGGAAUUUCAGUUAGCAGUAAUAGAAGAAGAAACAAUACUCACUACCACCACCAUCCCCCUCCACCCUACUAUUACUCAACAGAGGCCUCCUCUCUCCCUCCGCCGCCGCUAAAUUACUUUCCUGCGCCAACCCAACCGACAUCCUACCCUCCAUCCCAUAAUCCUUAUCCUACGCCACCUCCACCAAUUCAUAUUCACUCCAAUCACUCUUCCCAUCCCUACCAUGCAUCCAGGUAUCCAAGCAGAUUCAGUGAUCGGCCUUACUAUUAUGCUAAUCAGACUAAUGAGUGGCCUGUGAUUAGGCCUAAUGUGGGUACUGGGCAGCCAAUUGAGCCGCCUCCUUAUAUUGAGCAUCAGAAUGCAAAGAAGGUCAGAAAUGACGUGAACGUCCAUAAGGACACGUUAAAGGUUGAAAUUGACGAGCAGACCCCUGAUAAUUACUUGGUUUCUUUCGUUUUUGAUGCUUUGUUUGAUGGGAGCAUUACAAUUUUCUAUUUUGCAAAGGAAGAGGUCAACUGUAAGUUUGUUCCUCUAUUUCCUGAAGCCCAUUUGCCUCUGAGAAUCCCCUUCCAGAAAGGUCUUGGCCAGAAAUUUCGUCAGCCUGUAGGAACCGGCAUCGACUUAGGUUUCUUCGAGUUGGAUGAUCUCUCAAAACCAUCACCUGGAGAAGAUGUUUUUCCACUUGUAAUAGUUGCUGAAACAUGCUUGCCAGUUGAUUCAACAGAUGAAUAUGAUGAUUCUGUGCAAAACACUUCUGGCCACAUGCAGAUUACUCAAGCUGUUCUUGAGAAGAAGAAUAGUGACUCUUUCCAAGUAAAAGUAGUAAAGCAAAUUUUGUGGAUUGAUGGAGUUCGAUAUGAGCUACGAGAGCUUUAUGGAGAAGGAAGCUCAGCAUCUGAAGGCUUCAAUGAAUGUGACCCUGGGAAGGAAUGUGUGAUUUGUAUGUCUGAACCUAAGGAUACUGCUGUAUUACCUUGCAGACACAUGUGUAUGUGCAGCGAGUGUGCAAAAGCAUUGAGGCUUCAAUCAAAUAAGUGUCCCAUAUGUCGUCAACCAAUCGGAGAACUUAUAGAGAUCAAGAUAAACAAUGGUGGUCAAUAAGAAAAUUCUUUGCUUUGCACCAAUUUGUCUUUAUGGUAAAGAAAUCAACUCUUUCUUUCUUAUAACAUAUUUGCCCUUGGAAUGUGUAUGUUAAUUAUUUUGUAUAUUUUGUCCCUGUAUCAAUUGUCAAGUUUUUUUUUGCCUUUGUACAAAGAUAUAUGUUAGAACUAAUUUUCCAAAUUCAAAUUAUGAAGAUAAAUAUUAAUUGAGCCUUUAGCCAUAUAAA
This is a messenger RNA of Manihot esculenta (cassava), 1480 nucleotides long. RefSeq names its product probable E3 ubiquitin-protein ligase LUL4. The transcript has 3 exons. Gene Ontology annotation, molecular function: ubiquitin protein ligase activity. Gene Ontology annotation, biological process: protein ubiquitination. Lineage: Eukaryota; Viridiplantae; Streptophyta; Magnoliopsida; Malpighiales; Euphorbiaceae. The coding region runs from base 151 to 1254 and encodes 367 amino acids. The record is from RefSeq and is a predicted model, not a curated record.